Rhagoletis zephyria (snowberry fruit fly) is the source of this 744-nucleotide messenger RNA. Its product is annotated as cytochrome b5 reductase 4-like. The record is from RefSeq and is a predicted model, not a curated record. NCBI's taxonomy places the organism in Eukaryota, Metazoa, Arthropoda, Insecta, Diptera, Tephritidae. Gene Ontology annotation, molecular function: oxidoreductase activity.
AAGUAGUGAAUUGCGUGGAUUUCAAUCAUAAUUCCUUCGAACUAAGUUUGCAUGGCAAGCAGAAUGUUUUGAUGGUACUGCCCAUUGGUUAUCAUGUGACAGUAGCGGCUCUGAUAAACGGAGAUUUGGUGCGUCGUAGUUAUACGCCCGUGAAUGCUAGUUUUUUGCAGCAGAGUACAGUUACCGACGAAAACUAUGCAACAAACCUACAUUUCCUUGUUAAAAGCUACAGAGAUGGCGCGCUUUCGAUGCAUUUGCGCCAACAGAAAGCUGGUCAAAUGUUACUACUGUCAGCGCCGCGCGGUAAUUUUCAUCUGCAACGUUUAUUGGCGCAUCGGCAAAUAGCGCUUAUUGCUGCUGGCAGUGGCAUAACGCCCAUGCUGAAUCUCAUCGAACACCUGUUGAAACGAAAUGCAAACCGCAUCGACUACUUACGCUUAUUAUAUUUUAAUAAAACGCCGGCGGACAUCUGGUGUCGCAAAUAUCUGGAACAAUUGCAUGCGGGUGAUGAGAGAUUUCAGCUAGUUAAUGUACUUUCUGAAGCUGAUACUGAAUGGACCGGGCUACGCGGACGCAUUUGUAAAGAGCUACUCGCCCCACUAUUAACGAAAAAUACGCCAGAAUAUGCUAGUUUUGCUACGAUAUGUGGGCCCAGUGAAUUCAGUCAAGCGGCAGAGGACUUGUUAAGAGAACUGCAAUUUGAUUUGGCAGAUUUACACAUCUUUCAGGGAUAAAAUGCUUUCA